ACACCAGGCACAGGCGCGACUGUUCGCAGCGCUGCAUCGUCCGGUUACCAUGACUACUACGGCUACCCGGUAGGCGACGGCUACGGCCUUGGCGGCAGGAGUUCGUCAAUCAACGUCAACGCCUACUCGACGCUGAGUCAGGCUCAGACGGGCUUCGGCCUCGGCCUCGGUCUUGGCUUCGGCCUCGAGGCCGGUCUUCUCUUGGCCCCACCGGAAGCGUCGUGUCUGCGUGUCGCCCACUCAAACGGCCCACCACCUCCCGAACAGACCGACUACUACCUCCACUCAGGGACGGCAACGCCUACGUCAACGUCGACGGCAAAAGCAACGCCAGCGUCUGCAUCGACUUCAACGUCGGCGUCGGCGUCAACGUCGACGGCGACGAUGCAGUUCGGUUUACUUCCGCCACCUCCUUCUGUAUGUCUGCUUGACAACUCCACGCCGACGAGUCUGCGGCCUCUCGGAUUUGGGACUGUGGAAGAGGACGGACAGGAUGAAAACGAUGAAGAUGAAGACGACGACGACGACGACGACGACGACGACGACGACGAGGAGGAGGAGGAGGACGACGACGACGAUGACGGCAACGAUGGGGGGGGUGAAGAAGAAGAAUGA
This is a messenger RNA of Protopolystoma xenopodis, 615 nucleotides long. The record is from the annotation of a GenBank genome assembly. NCBI's taxonomy places the organism in Eukaryota, Metazoa, Platyhelminthes, Monogenea, Polystomatidea, Polystomatidae.